AUGUGUGAUGAAUUAUUAUUUUCUGUAAGAAAUGCAACGAAUUUAAAAGAAAUUGCGGAUUGCGUUUAUCAGAUUAUCGAAAGAGAUGGAAUAUAUAAUUUUUCCGAAUAUUUAUUGGAUGAAAAAAUUAAUUCUUUGAAAAAUUCGGAAUUUUAUGGAAUUUAUCAAUUGUUAUUAUUAUUUGCAUAUGGUACUUACGGAGAGUUUAUAACGAAUCAGAAUAAUCUGCCAAUGUUAACAGAUCGAAUGAAAUGGAAACUGCGUCAGUUGACUUUUAUUUCUCUUUGUGCUCGCCAAAGGAUUAUCCCGCUAAAGUUAGCAAUGGACGAACUGCACUUGCCGAGAAUCGAAGACUUUGAAAAGUUUUAUAUUAGUUGUAUCGAAGAUGGAAUCAUCAAGGGAUUUUGGGAUGGAGAAGCAGGGGUCAUAACAAUAAAAUGGUGCGAAAAUCGAGAUGUUGCUGAUGCGAGUUUAGAUGCGAUUCAACAGGAUAUUAGGAAACUUAUAAAGCGUUGCGAAACCAUAAAAUUAUAUUUAAUGGAAAAUACAAAAGAAAAUAUAGAAAAGCAAUCGAACACUGGACCAAAUCAAAGUGAAUCAAGGAUGGAUGUCGAAACAUAA
This is a messenger RNA of Dracunculus medinensis (Guinea worm), 621 nucleotides long. Lineage: Eukaryota; Metazoa; Nematoda; Chromadorea; Rhabditida; Dracunculidae. The record is from the annotation of a GenBank genome assembly.